AAAUUCCCCCACCUUCAGGUUUCCUGUCUAGCCAGAUCCUAAAACCAAAACCUUCUAUUUUCCGGGGCUCCAAAUUUAUUUAUCUUUCCCUCAGUAUAACCUUUCCUUUCUGAUCAAUCUCCCCCGGCCGGCCUGGUCGUCCUCUGCUCUCCACGGCCACCACCACCAACCAUUACGCCGGGGGUGUGAGCCAGAUCAUCAGCCACAUGAUCAUCAUGAGCCACUUUUCCUCAGCCCUUCAGUACUGGCUCGUUAACCACCCAAUCAUCUUCCACUUCUCAUGGACCCAGGGUCAAACCCUUGGCUCCUCUCCUCUCUUCCUCACCCUCACUGUCCUCUCUUACCUCUUCCUCACCUUCCUUCUAUCCCACCUCCCUCUCCCACCCAUCAGGCCGGGCCUCCUCAAAUCAAUCACUGCCGUCCAUAACCUCGUCCUCCUCGUCUUCUCCCUCAUCAUGGCCCUUGGUUGCAGCGUCUCCACCCUCUCCUACGCACCUCACUUGCUCUGGGUCAUUUGCCUUCCCCCUAAAACCCCACCGAACGGGCCCCUCUUUUUCUGGGCGUACAUGUUCUACCUUUCCAAGAUAUUAGAAUUCGUAGACACCCUUUUGAUCAUCGUGAGUAACUCGACCAGGAGACUCACUUUUCUCCACGUUUACCACCACGCAGCCGUCGUGAUCAUGUGCUACAUAUGGCUACAAACGUCGCAGUCCAUGUUUCCACUGGUGCUCGUGACCAACGCGUCGGUGCAUGUGCUGAUGUACACCUACUACUUGUGUUGUGCACUCGGGGUGCGCCCCAGAUGGAAGCGGCUGCUCACGGAGUGUCAAAUUGCGCAGUUUUUGUCUAGCUUUGUGGUUCUGGGUAUGAUGCUGUAUUACCAUUUCACCGGGUCAGGCUGCAGCGGUGUCUGGGGCUGGUGCUUCAAUACGGUCUUCUACUCUUCGCUUUUGGCUCUCUUCCUAGACUUCCAUGCAAAGAAUUAUGCCAACUCGAAGAGAGAUUAAAACGUACUUGUGGUCGUAAUUAAUUAGCAUGAAGAUCUUCAUUGCCUUAUAAAUUUGUCUUGGUUACGUAUAAUAUUCUAUAUCAUUCAUAUAAGAUAGCGGCGGCCAAGAUUGAUUAAUUAUUAAUUGAUGUAAGACUAUUUGGAGAGCA
Messenger RNA from Juglans microcarpa x Juglans regia, 1158 nucleotides. Its product is annotated as elongation of fatty acids protein 3-like. Gene Ontology annotation, biological process: fatty acid elongation, monounsaturated fatty acid; fatty acid elongation, polyunsaturated fatty acid; fatty acid elongation, saturated fatty acid. Lineage: Eukaryota; Viridiplantae; Streptophyta; Magnoliopsida; Fagales; Juglandaceae. Bases 207 to 1007 code for a protein of 266 amino acids. Gene Ontology annotation, molecular function: fatty acid elongase activity. Gene Ontology annotation, cellular component: endoplasmic reticulum membrane. The transcript has a single exon. The record is from RefSeq and is a predicted model, not a curated record.